This is a messenger RNA of Pomacea canaliculata, 3262 nucleotides long. RefSeq names its product intraflagellar transport protein 52 homolog. Bases 360 to 1670 code for a protein of 436 amino acids. Gene Ontology annotation, biological process: intraciliary transport; cilium assembly. Gene Ontology annotation, cellular component: centriole; intraciliary transport particle B; cilium. The transcript is spliced from 14 exons. Lineage: Eukaryota; Metazoa; Mollusca; Gastropoda; Architaenioglossa; Ampullariidae. The record is from RefSeq and is a predicted model, not a curated record.
AACAGCUCUCCGCGUACACACCUGUCCCCUGGAGUGACACGUUCUAUUUCAGUGCUCAGCGUCAUUUCGUGCUUCCAUGCCAUACCCUCAUUUGUGAUGACGACACACCACGAACUGUGCCGACGACUGCCUUACACGCUUCAGGCAUGUGAAAAAAACAGCUUGUCGUCAGCAACAGCUAAAGAUGCUAUGCGCAUCGCCGACACACCACACCUCCAGUCUCCUUCAGUUACUAUUCAGUCAGCCUCACCUACUUCAAGCAGGUGGCACUUGUGGCUGGUGACGUUUUGUUUCGUGAGUUCUCUCAGGCUAGGACAUUGCCACAGGGAGACGGAGAACAGACACUGAUAAAUGAGACAAUGGAAAGUGAAAAGAUGCAGAGAAAUGUUAUACUUCUAAGUGCUUCAAAGAGAGAGCUGUUUUCACUGAGUAGUGGCUUCAAAUCAUUAAAUAGGCGACUGAGGUCGUCAUGGAAAUUAGUUGGAAACAAGGAGGAUGUAACAGAUGAGAAGCUGUCGCAAGCAAGAGUAUUUGUAGUUGCAGGCCCAAGAGAGAAAUUUACAGGAGCAGAGUUUACUGCUAUGAAGAAAUACUUGGAUGCUGGGGGAAGCCUACUGGUUAUGUUGGGAGAGGGUGGUGAGACAAAGUUUGAAACAAAUAUCAAUUUCUUUCUUGAGGAAUACGGUAUAAUGAUCAAUAAUGAUUCUGUGGUGCGAAACUCUUACUACAAAUAUUUUCAUCCAAAGGAAGUUUUGGUUGCUAAUGGAGUUUUGAACCGAGCGAUUGCACAGGCUGCAGGGAAAAACUUGGGUUUUGGAGGAGAUGAGGAAGGAAACAAUGCACAGGCAUUGUCCUUUUUAUAUCCAUUUGGUGCAACAAUUAAUGUGGCAAAACCAGCAGUAGCUGUUCUUUCCACUGGCAGUGUAAGCUGUCCACUUAAUCGUCCUGUCUGUGCUCUGCACACUGUGAGACAAAGUAGAGGCAAACUUGUUGUCCUUGGUUCAACCCACAUGUUCAGUGAUCAGUAUUUGGACAAAGAAGACAAUGGAAAAAUUCUUGAUGUCUUAAUACAGUUUCUCACCACGGAUGACAUUAGAUUAAACACCAUUGAUGCUGAGGAUCCUGAAAUAUCUGAUUAUAAUCAGCUGCCAGAUGUGGCUCUUCUAUCAGAACAGCUGAAAACAUGUCUGCAAGAGAGUGAUGACAUCCCUCGUGAUAUCACAACUCUCUUUGACAACUCUCUUUUUCGCCUUGACACCAGUCUUGUCUCUAAGUCCAUAAAAGCCUUUGAUCAGCUGUCAGUGAAACAUGAGCCCCUUACUUUAAUAACACCACAGUUUGAAACACCACUGCCUCCACUACAGCCAGCAGUUUUUCCUCCAGCUUUCAGGGAAUUGCCACCACCUUCUCUUGAACUAUUUGACUUGGAUGAGCAGUUCUCCUCAGAAAAAGUCAGAAUUGCACAGAUCACUAAUAAAUGUACAGAUGAUGAUUUGGAGUAUUAUGUUCGAGAGUGUGGUGGCAUUCUUGGGGUAACCCAUAAUUUGCCACAAGACAGCCGCACAGCUAAGCAUAUCCUUGAACACAUCUUUACACAAAUCGUGGAGUUCAAGAAACUCAAUCAAGAACGAGAGUAUGACAAUCUUCAGUAUGGAGUUCCACUUGAAUGAUCUUGACAAGUACCAGUCACUCUGUGAUGCUUGUUCAUAUUUUUGCCCAUCAGUAGCCCUGUUCUGCAAAUUCCUGAUUCCAUGAAAAAACUUAUGCAGUGCUGUCGGAAGUCAUACAACAGUAUCUGAUGGUGUCAUCUACAAUGGGGUUAAACUGGUCUUAAGAGGGUAGAAGAGUUAUGUUACAGAUAGUAGCUCGUGAAUGACAUAAAAUAAAUAUUUAAUUUCUUCUGUUAAUGUUUCACUAGUCUACAUGUACCAUAAAGAUUUUGAUAGAUAUACCAGGCUCUCAUGCUUAGUAUAUCAGGUGUUUGUUCAAGGUGAGGUAAAAAUAUUGCAAGCCCUCUAAAUAUUGACUUUACAGUUUUUGUAAAGAGUUUUAUCUAAGGUUGGUAUCAAGCCAUUUUAUCAUCAUCAUUAUCAACAAUCAUCAUCAUACAUAUAGCACAGUAUAUUAAUUAGCCCUGUGGGAAAUUAAAAAAUAUCUACAAAAAGUUCCCAAACUAAGUCAAUGACAAAUACGAAAAACAUAGCAAAGACUGAGAUUGAGCUGUUUGCUGUUCAGCAAAGGGCAUAGGAGGAACACUGCAGAUCUUUCCUCUGACAAAAUUUGUCUUUUUCAGGAAAUAAUUUUUUAUUCAUUACUUGAGAUUAAGAAAAUAUGACCGACAGCAUUAUAUUUAACAGUAAAAGCUCAUCAUUUCUGAAUCCUAUUCACUGGCGAAUUGAGCAACUACUUUUGUGGACCAAGAAUAUGCUUAUGAAAUAGUUACAGGAGUGAAGAAGUAAACAAAAAGCACUUUUUUUCAUGAUUUUUGUAAACCACACUCUCUUAAACCACAUCUUUAAAAAUAAAAUGUGAUAUUUUCAUAAAGUAUUGAACACAGCAUGUUACAUGGAAUGAAAUAAAGGUAUUAAGCAGAGCAACUGAUCUUUUCUGUUUGUAGAAAUGUUUAAACAUGUUUAUGUACAUGUUUUGUUCUUCUUUCUUUGGGAGAUGAGACUAAUGAAUUAUAAUUCACUUCCCAGUGAAAGUGCCCAAUGUAAAGCUUAUGACAGGAACAAGCUGGAUAGGGAAAGGGAACCACAUUUAUUUCUGUCACAGAUGGAAAAACUUCACAUUGAAUGGCUGUUGGCAAUGUGUUUCAAAAUAAAAAAGAAAAUAUGUUGUCGCACCUGUUAAGAUCGUUACUAUCGCUUGUUUUAGUUGUCAUAUAUUAAAGAACAAGGCAAGAUUAAAAUGAGCAGUGACAUAAAAUGUUAAUGCCAGAACACAGUUUCAGGUUUCAGCCUAUGAUGAUCUAGAUUGAGUAAACAAGAAGGUUUAUGCUAAAAUUUAAUUUGAUAAAAGCCUUGUUGUUUUUGUCCUGCAUCAUGUACUUCAUGUUAUACACAUAGCAGAGCAAUUAAAUUGCCUGUUAAAAUGAAUUCAUAUAUCUACUGUUUAUGUGCAAAGUGGUAAUUGCUUCUUAUUUCAAUGAUUUUGUUAUGCAUAUUAUUCAUGUCAGAGGUUUAAUGUGUUAGGAUAGAUAUAUUUACAAUUCCAGUUGUUUUUUGUUUUUUUUUAAGAAGUAAAAACUUUAGGUCUAUUG